Plasmodium knowlesi strain H is the source of this 3312-nucleotide messenger RNA. Its product is annotated as mRNA cap guanine-N7 methyltransferase, putative. Gene Ontology annotation, cellular component: nucleus. Gene Ontology annotation, biological process: 7-methylguanosine mRNA capping. Bases 1 to 3312 code for a protein of 1103 amino acids. Gene Ontology annotation, molecular function: mRNA 5'-cap (guanine-N7-)-methyltransferase activity. The record is from RefSeq and is a predicted model, not a curated record. The transcript is spliced from 2 exons. NCBI's taxonomy places the organism in Eukaryota, Apicomplexa, Aconoidasida, Haemosporida, Plasmodiidae.
AUGAAGAGUGAGAAUUUAAGCGAAGAUCCAAAAAAUAACCCUGACGCGAACCAACAUGGAGAUACAUUCACAAGCCAGGCAAACAACGUGAAUGAGGUAAGCGCCACAGGCAUGAAGGAGGAAGGUGAGAAGGAUACAUCAAUUAGAGAAGAAAAAGGAAAUUCAAAAAAAAGGGGAAUAGAAGAAAAUGGAGAAAAUUAUUAUAGUCCGUCGUGUCCUUCUCAUGUGAAGCGGAAAAAAGAAUCGGGAGAAAAUUCACAGGAACAGGGGGGAAAGCAGAAGAAAGGCCCCAGGGAAAACGGAAGAAGGGAGGGUGAACAGAAGGAAGGAGAAUCAAGGGACAGUCGUAAAAACAAAAAUGGAGAGAAAAAAAUAAUCAUCGACAAGAAUAAUCUUUUCCACGAAAUAAAUAUGUUGAUAAAAAAAAAAUUAAAAAUUAAUGAUGCAAUAAAAAUUGAUUUAUUUUAUAAAGACAAUUGCACACAGAUAAAACCCUACGCCAUUUUUGACGAGUACAAAUAUGUUAAUAUAGAAAAUAAAAUAAACUUAGAGAUUAGAAAUUUCUUGAAGAGGAACUUACAUAGUGACAGGAGCGAUUUUCUGUCCAUACACAGCAGCAUGGUGGAGUUGCGAGGAAGCUUCAAUGAUGAAUUAAUAAAUCUACCAAUUCUUAAUCAAAUUAUUCUCCAGAAAAUUAGUAACAAUAAUUACAAGUACAAAUUUAAUAUCGACACAGAUGUGCUGAACUAUAUCUAUGUGGAUCUGUUCAAAAUCCACAAAAGUAAAUAUAAGUUCAAAAUUUUGGAAAAAAAAUAUGAACUGGAGGAGUGGUACUACUACGACACAAGGAAGGAUCCACGCAAGGCGGGGGGCAGCCCUCACCUGAUUGGAGAGAUAGGUGCUGCAGAGGAAGGACAUGAGUCGAAGAUGGAAGCGGCAGAUCAAAAGCGUGAGGAAGAUAAAAACGAUGACCAGACACGCCAGGAAAAAGCGAAUCAGCAAAGUGAGUUGGAGGAAAACAGUACUUGCAGCGAAUCGAACGAAAGUGACGCACUGAUAAAUUUGUAUAACGAGGAAAAGAAGAAGGAGGAAAUGCAUUUGCUCAAUGGAAAAAUGAGGAAGAAAAAGAAAAAAAAAAGGAAGAAGGGGAAAAAAAUUGUUGAUAAGGAUAAGGUGUACAUGGAAAAGUUAAAAAAGCUAGUGGAAGAAGACAGCGAUCAUGAAGCUAAUGCCACAUCGAGUGAACACAACUCUACCGAAUCGGAUGAUUCGUCUAAUGACAGUAAUCAAAUUUUGUAUAGGAGGAAAAUCAUAUACUCGAGGGAUGGUGACGGAACGAUCAUAAGUGCGUUUAAGGAGGUCGAAAGCGACACCGUCUGCGUCUAUUACCCGAAUAGUUCGUACAACCAGUGUCUGAAUUUGAGUUCGUUUGAGCCACUGUUGGGGGGGGGAGUAACCUCGGGGGUCAACUCAAAUGGGGCCAUCUCCACCGAUGGUGCGCACCGCCGUAAGUACGACAUAUAUCAGCACAAAAAUGGGCAAAGCAGCGUGGGAGUCAGCGGGGGGAGUCAGGCAGGAGAAGAACCCAACCUGCGGGCUCUGGAUGAAGAGAACAUCAAGAUAAAAAAAAGAUACGUGAGGGACAUCUCAAUUUACAACUUCUGCUGCGACGAAAAGUACAAGGGAUGCAGCCUAUUUCUACAUGUGGCCAAAAAUAAAAAAUUGAAAAAUGUGAAAAUAGACUACAACAUGGACUACUCCGAUUUUUCCAACAAUUUGGAUAUCAUCAAAAUGUAUGAAUUGAAGGGAGAGGGGUAUUCAAAUACCAAGGGUGAGGGAAAUAGACGAAAAGAUGUGGGAAAGCUGUUCGAGCUUGAAAAGGACUGGAAGGUGAAUGUGGAUAUCUACGUGGACAUUGAGAGGGUUGUACGCGAGUUUAAAAAACUGGAGGAGGGGAGGGAAGUUGGCGAGACUGCCCAGAUUGCCCAGAUUGCACAGAUCGAGGACGCGAAUGUCGGAGUGAUUGCGGACCGGGACGGGUGUGGCGAUCACAGUGAUAUGUUCGGCCAGAGGCAAGGCCGAUCGAACAAGCUGGACUAUGUGAUAUACAACUUUUACAAAAACUUUGAGUGCCUAAUCAACUUGAUGAACAAAUUGAAGAACAACACCACCAAGUUCGAUUAUUUCUACCCGAAGAUGAUAGGAGAUGUGAAUGAAGAAAUCAGGAAGCAUUACGAUAAGAAAAAAGUUAUUUUGUUGAAAAAGUCCAACAUCAAAUAUAUCCGCAUCUUUAACAAUGAGGUGAAGAGAAUAAUGAUCCUGUUUUUUGUGCCGUAUGGCUCGAAAAUCUUGGACCUUGCAUGUGGCCAUGGACAAGACAUGCUCAAAUACAACACGGUGAAAAAUAAGGUCUAUGUUGGGCUGGAUAUAUCCAGGAAGGAAAUCGAGUUGGCCAAGGAACGCUUAAGUCAGAAUGAUGUAAAAGGCUUGUGUAAUCAAGACAACUUUUUAUUUCUCCAAGGGGAUAUUUUAAAUAAUAAGUUUUUCCGAAAAUGGAAAAAUAAAAAUAUCACCUUUGACAUAAUUUCGAUAAAUUUGGCAAUGCAUUACGUGGUGUACAAUGAGAAGUCAUCUAAAAAAUUUUUUAAGAUUAUCGAAAACUUUUUGGAGAGUGAAGGAUUACUCUUGGCGACUACCAUUUCGACCAUCACGCUGACUGACUUUUUGAUGAAGCGCUCCGUCACGGAUGUAGUUAGCGACUCCAUUACGCUGACGCUCGAAAACGACCUGUUCACGAUCCGCUUCGACCAGGAAAAUCUUCUCAAAAUUUUUAAGAAUAAAAUGUGUCUGGAAGAAUUCGUAGAAUUCGUCAACAGCAACAGCACAGUGUCUCAGGUGAAGUACGACUACUUUCACAAUUUGAUAAAAAAUGCCCUGGAAAAUACGUUGGGAAUUAAAUACUAUUUUUACCUGUAUGAUACUAUUGACGCGAACGAAUUUGUCAUUCCGCAGAAGUAUUUAAAAGAUAGGUUGCAAGAAUUGAACAUGGUUGAGCUAUUCAACAACAGCGCCAUCAUGUUUCUUCAUUACAUAACCAACAACAUGGAGACAUACGAGAAGUACCAAAAUAUAAAAUACUUUAACCUAAUCAAUAAAACAAUCAAUAAGUACAUUUUUGACGAUAUUAAAAUGAGGAUUAAUAAAAUUCAUGGCUAUAAUAGGGAUUCCCAAAUUUAUUUUGAUAUUUGUUCCUUGUACCAUGUGUAUGUUUAUAAAAAGAAUUUCGAUGCGUCCAUAUUGGGAGUGGUGUAG